AUGGCGAAGGGGGCGGUCGUGGGGACGGCGGUGGUGGCGUGCGCGGCGGCCGCGGCAGCGGUCGGGGUGGCGGUGGUGGUGUCGCGGAGGAGGAAGAGGAGGCGGGACGCGGAGGCGGGGAGGCGGAAGCAGGCGUCCGACGUGAUCGAGGAGGUGGAGCAGGCCUUCGCGACGCCCACGCCGCUGCUGCGCGGCAUCGCCGACGCCAUGGUGGAGGAGAUGGAGCGGGGGCUGCGCGCCGACCCGCACGCCCCGCUCAAGAUGCUCAUCAGCUACGUCGACAACCUGCCCACCGGGGAUGAGGAUGGACUGUUUUAUGCGCUGGAUCUUGGUGGGACCAACUUCCGUGUUCUACGGGUUCAGCUUGGAGGAAAGGAAAAGCGUGUUGUCCAACAAUAUGAAGAGGUGGCAAUUCCACCUCAUCUGAUGGUUGGGACUUCCGCCGAACUAUUUGAUUUCAUUGCGGCUGAGCUGGAAAGAUUUGUUGGGACUGAAGGAGACGAUUUCCACUUGCCGGAGGGUAGGCACAGAGAACUUGGGUUCACCUUUUCUUUCCCAGUACACCAAACCUCGAUAUCGUCGGGCACUCUUAUUAAGUGGACAAAGGGAUUUUGCAUCAAUGGCACGGUUGGGGAAGAUGUGGUGGCUGAAUUGAGCAUGGCUAUGGAGAGGCAGGAGCUUGAUAUGAAAGUUACAGCUUUGGUCAAUGAUACUGUAGGAACAUUGGCUGGUGGAAUAUAUGCUGAUAAUGAUGUCGUUGUUGCUGUAAUAUUGGGCACUGGCACAAAUGCAGCGUACGUGGAGCAUGCAACUGCAAUUCCAAAAUGGAACGGACCACUACCUAAAUCAGGAAACAUGGUAAUCAACAUGGAAUGGGGAAACUUUAAAUCAGACAAGCUUCCUCGUUCUGACUACGAUAUUGCCUUGGAUUUUGAAAGUCUGAACCCCGGCGAGCAGAUAUAUGAGAAGAUGAUUUCUGGCAUGUAUCUUGGAGAGGUUGUUCGAAGAAUCUUGCUUAGGCUGGCUCAUGAUGCUUUGUUAUUUGGAGAUGUUGUUCCGCCAAAAUUGGAGCAACUAUUUGUGCUGAGGACUCCGGAUAUGUCAGCCAUGCAUCAGGACACCUCACAUGAUCUCAAACACCUGGGAGCUAAGCUGAAGGAUAUUCUGGGGGUUGCUGAUACUUCCCUUGAAGCAAGAUACAUUACUCUUCAUGUCUGCGACAAGGUCGCAGAGAGAGGUGCACGCUUGGCUGCUGCUGGUAUAUACGGUAUUCUAAAGAAGCUGGGCAGGGACCGAGUGCCAAGCGAUGGUAGUCCCAAGCAAAGGACUGUCGUCGCUAUAGACGGUGGUCUAUACGAGCACUACAAGAACUUCAGAGACUGCGUGGAAGCGACGCUGGCAGACCUGCUCGGGGAGGCUUCCUCGUCUGUUGUCGUCAAGAUGGCAAACGAUGGCUCUGGCAUUGGUGCUGCACUUCUUGCAGCUUCACACUCUCAGUAUACUGUCGAGGAAUAAUCCUAAGGGAGGGAGGUAGCUCCUACGGCAGCCUGUGUGAUUUUUCCACACUUAUUCUGUCAUUUCUCUAUAUGACAGUUCCCCUCGCGCGAUUCGCGUCUCCUUUUGCUAUUCUGCAAACACCUGAUGAGUGCCUGUGCAGUGGUAUAUAGCUAGUAUUGCGCCAAUGAGUUUCAGAGUUCGGAUUUCGCCAUAUGGGACAAGCGUUGGCAGCUGCAGGAAAGAGGAAACGGAGGUUGGAAUGGUGCCGUUCCUUUCCUGCCGUUUCUUUUCCCCAAACCUGUAAGUUUCUAUUGCGAUGCAAUGUUGCAAACCAAAUGGAGCAUGCUUCAAUUCAGAAUAAAGAGGGUGGUAUAAUCAUAUAACCGAAACAUUUACGACUUCUUAUGAUUAAUAUUUCCCAUAUGUAUGUAAUGUACAAUGCAUUUUUAAGCUUUCUAAACUCAAAAUGGUUUGGUCA
Molecule: messenger RNA, 1975 nt
Organism: Lolium rigidum
Lineage: Eukaryota; Viridiplantae; Streptophyta; Magnoliopsida; Poales; Poaceae
Product: hexokinase-6-like
Exons: 9
Coding region: 1-1515 (504 amino acids)
Biological process (GO): intracellular glucose homeostasis; glycolytic process; glucose 6-phosphate metabolic process
Cellular component (GO): cytosol; mitochondrion
Molecular function (GO): ATP binding; fructokinase activity; glucokinase activity
Source: RefSeq, a predicted model, not a curated record